Molecule: messenger RNA, 5229 nt
Organism: Stylonychia lemnae
Lineage: Eukaryota; Ciliophora; Spirotrichea; Sporadotrichida; Oxytrichidae
Source: the annotation of a GenBank genome assembly
AUGGCAAACUUAAACAUACCAUUUUUACUUUUGCAACCUUCUUUGUGCGAAUUCGCACCUUCAAUUUAGACUUCAAAAUUGAUUCCGUAUGAAAAAUAUAAUUUUAAGCCAGGUGGGGCUCAAUCCUAGAGACAUUAAAAUGCGAGCAUAAUUCAUAAGAGUAAUAGUGGACUUCAUUUGGUUCCAGAUUAACUUAAUCAAGGUAAAUCACCUAGCUCUCAACUUAGAUAAGAUAACAGAGAUCAAAAUUAUGACCCGACUAAGUAUUCUACUUUUGAGGAUAUUCCUAAGAAUCUCGUCAUCAUGUCAGAUAUGAAAUCUGGUAACAUGAUAUUAUGCCAUUAAGAGCAUUAUUUGACAACUAAAAAGAUGGAAAAUAGUGUUCAAAAGCAGAAAAAUGUGACCAAAUUUAUUGUUAGUCUCAUUCCUAGAGUUGCCUUGAUACCUUCAAUUAGUGAGCAAUCUGGUAAAGUAGUUGAUUACACUUUAGUACGAUCCCCAGCACCGAAUAUUUUGGAUAAUAGAAUCAGAUUGUGGAACACGAAUGACGGCAGAUGCCUUUUAGCUUCUCAAAAGGAUAUGCUAGUUACAAAAGCAACCAAAAUUGAAUAGAUAAAAAAUCAUCCAGGAAACGUAUUGAUAAUUGGAGAGGAGAAAGAUGUGUAUGUUGUUAACAUUUACAAGAUGAUGGUGUACAAGCAUUUCCAAUAUGACAUUGAAGGAUGUCUCAGUUGUAUUUUCUAAGAUAAAAAUCUUGUCAUUUGUGAACAAUCAAUCGGAGAGGAUGAUGAAAUACCAGAUAACUAAGUGCUUGCUUUUUACUUUAUAAAUUCAGAGCAAGUUUUCAUCAUUAGUGAACAUCGAGUGGAUCUUUACUUAUAAAAAACUAGGAAUACUAUUUUCUCUUUCAGCAACAAAAAUAAACUGAUAUUUGCCAAAUUUAUCAAUAUUUGUGAAAGAGAGAUGCUUAUAGUAGUUAAUCAAGAUUUGGAUUGCUGCAUAUUUGACUUGAAGAGACUUAGAAAUGAGGUAUAGUCUCAUCAUAGUCAAAAAUUGAAUCCACACUAGUUUGCUUUAGUGCAGAUGAAUCUGUUCGAAAAUUCAAGAUUUUUCGAUCACAAUCUUGUCAAGCAUGAAGAUCAUUAGAAUAUAUUUAAUGAUGCAGAAAGCAUUAAAAAGGAAUACAUAAUUAAAGUGAGAGAGCAGUUAAUAAAACACUAGGACUCUAAAGAAUAACAAUUGAACUUCAGAUAUUCAAAGAGUGAAAAUGUGUUGUACACAUUUGUAAUUGUAGAAAAUGAAUCUAAGAUGGUUUCUUGGAGUUUCCAAACAAUAUUUGAAAACUUGAAUUACUAAGAAGAACUUGGUUCAGAUACUAAACUACCUUUAUUUGUAAACAAUAUUUAGCUAUUCCCACAAGCUAUUGAGAAUUGUCCAAUUAACUUUUACUCUUUAGUGAUUAAAAAUAUCUACAAUAAACACUAGUUCCAGUUUUUCUUCUCAGAUGAAAAAGUUACAGAUUCUGUUACAUAUGGAUCUUCAGACAACCCAGCAUUAAUUAUAGGAACAAACUAUGGAAGAAUUUUUAUAGUACCAAUGUUUCAAGAGAGUGAUGAGAGAGUUUAUCCAAUAAUUUUGAUUGAUUAGCAUCAUUAAACUCCUAUCACUCAGUUGUUCGUUGCAUAUGAUUCUAGCAGAAGAGUUAGAGGACCAGUUAAAAAUUCUCAAAACUAAUAGCAUCCCGUCAAAGAUAAUCUAUAUGAUCACGGAGGUCAUCUCAUUGGUGUAAGUUAAGAUGGAACCGUCUCUAUCACAAAUCUAAAUAGUGGAGAGAUCAAUAGAGCACUACAAAAUUUCAAUCUUCAGGAUAAGGAGAAAAAUAGAGCAGAUCAAUUCAUAACUUAAGUUAAUGAAAACAGAAAAAAUAAAAGGAGAAACAGUAUUACACAAUGCUUCUAGAUGAAUUCUUUCUUUCACAUGGUGAAAUGCAAAUCAUAAAGCGUCUAUGACUAUUCGGCAUUCGGUAAAAUCGAAAAGAUUAUUGAGGUUAAAAGCAUUACAAAGCUUUAAGAAAAAAUACUAGGAAUCAAUCAUCACAACUUAUUCAGAUCGCACACAAUAUCAGCUGAAAGAAAAUCUGAGUUUGAAGACUAUUCAACUUAAAAGAGAAGAGGAUCAUUUUAAGGAUAGAAUUUUGCAGAUGAAUAUUUCUAAACUCAUUUGUCUACUUACGCUUGCAUAUCAGAUGAUGGCUCAGUAUUAGUACUUCAGAUCUCAAACUUAAAUUCUACUCUAAAUAAGCUUUAAGGAAUGGAUUCAAAAGCAGUUGGUGUUUAUAGUAAUGAUGAGCUGAAUUAAUACUAUAUUCUAACAGAAAAGCUCAACUUCUAUAUCUAUAACAGAAAAUCUCACAUUCUUGAAAGAAAAUGUGACUUUAAAUACGCAAUUAACUCUCUGUAUAUCAAAGAAACUGUUGAAUAUCUCGUUUCAAAGAAUGAGUGUUUCAAGUUAGCUACAAAAUCUGAUCAUAAUGUCUUUGACUAUGAAUCUUUUGAAAGAAUAUUCAGAAGAUAAUCAUUAUUGAUGGGAUAAGGCACUCAUAAGAUUCUCGAUUAUUUAAGUUUAUCAUUGAACUUACCACUUUAAUAUCAUCCCCACAAUAUGCAUUCUCAUAAAUACACUAAGGUGAUGCAAGAUAUCUUAAAUAACAGAUAGAGCUUAACUGAUUUCAGCAAAAAAGAUGAGGCGUAGAAAAUUAUAUUGAGAGUUAUCAAUGAUAGCUUCUUUAAUAACAACUUGAUGUAUAAAUCUGAUUUUAAUGAUGAAUACUUCUAUCGAUAGACUGGUGUCACUGUAAUACAAACAAGUGAUACUAUAUUCAGGUCGAAAUAACAAAUAAUCAUAGCUAACACAAAGCAAAUAAUAAAUGUAAUGAGGCAUAAAAUGCAAAAAAUAAAGAACUAAAAACUUCAAUAAAAUUCACAACCUGGUGGAGGCUAAUUGAACAAAUAGAAAGCCCCUGGAAACAAGGGAGAUUAAAUGGUACUUGAUGAAGAUAAAGAAGAAUCGAAAUUCAGUAGAGGUACAAUUACACCUAAAGGAAGAAUGUCUAAGAAAGUACCAUAAUUCUCUGCAUUAAGAAACGAGAAUAUUCCUUAGUAACCAGAAAAUGAAGGGUUAAGUAAAUAUAAAUGGCCAUGUAGACUCCUCUCUCUAGUUCAUCCUUUUAAUAUUGACUUCAAUGUAGAUGAAAAUCUAGAGCGAUUCUUUGGCUUAAACUUGCCUUUCUUAGAUUUUAGACUUGGUAUUCAAGGUGCAGAUGAAAGCUUUUCAUUUAUAAUAUCUAAAGAAGAUGAAGACUAUCACUCUGAAAGAAAUAAUAUAUCAAAGAUGCUGAGAUUGCUGAGACUUUCCAAGUAUUCAAGAGGCCAAUUGAAACCAUCAAUUGAUUUCCUUUAAGAAAAUGCUAGAGUAAAUACUUAAGUUCUAGGAUCAGUACUUCAGUUCAAUACAUCUGAUAUAGACUCAGAAGUGCCUGAUAGAUUUUUCGGCUCAGAAAACUGGAAGAUAUCUAGUUACAUGUCUACAAUAAUUCCUACAUUUUUCUUAUCUCAGCUUGUCUCAAUUGUUGAAUAUAGCCAGCCAGACAUCACAUUCUUACUUUAAGAAUGGGUUUAUAUCCUCCAAAGAAUAAAUUAGUAAAAAACUAUCCAUAAUAGUAAUGGCAUUUCUUUAUCAGUAGUAAGUAAAAUUUUGCUGAAGAAAGAUGCAAACAUAUCUACAACAGGUAGAGAUAUCAUAAUGAAGCCCAUCCUUUAUACAAUUGAUACUGACUAAUUAAAACACUUAAUAGAUGAAUGGUCUAAUCUUAUUAUGGAGACAUACAAAAAAUUAAAGAAAGAAUCGUCUGUAAAAUCUAACUAUGGGCAGCCUCAUGCUGGUAACCAUUUAGCAGUAAAUGAAGGUUCUAGGUCUUAGAGCACUCAUGCUUAAAAUUAAUAACAGAAUGUGAGAAAACUUAUCAACUAAUACUUUGGAGAACUUGAAAUUAGAGGUCUUGUCAAUAUUUCAUUCUUUGCUCUAUAUUAUUUUGAUCAGCUUGAUCAUACUCUCUAAUAUAGAGUAUCUAAGCUUACUACAAUUUUGACCAGAGAGAUAGUUGAUAAGUUUGACAAGAAUAAGAAAUAUAUCAAUUUAUUGACUUUAUUGCUAUAAAUUCUUAGCAUAUGGAUGAAGAGCUAGGGCAAUUAAUUCAAUAAUAAGCCCCUAAUAAGUGAAGUAAUAAAACUUCUACUAUACAUCUAUAAUAUCAAUAAAUCUGCAUUGAACAAAGAAAAUGUGAUUACUAGAGUUACUGGAUAGAAUUUCCAUUUAAUUAAGCCUACUAACCCAGAACUGUAUUUAAAGCUUACAGCUGCAAGAGCCCUUCUUGAAAUCGGUGAGAAUUUCACUUACGAUUUCCUUUAGCUUAUAUAAGAAGAAGCCACUCAUUUAUAGCAAAGUCCUGAGUAUCAAUAAAAUGUCCUAGAAGUUUUAAAAUUCUUUAUUAAUGGAUACGGAGAAAAUUUGGAGAAUCAUCUUAUAUAAUUGACAUAAAUUCUUUUGAAAUGCCUUGAUCCAAAUGAGUUAGCACUAAGAAAGAAUUCUCAUAAGAUUAUCUCAGUUAUUUUAAGCAUAAUGGUUAAGAUGUUCCCUAUGGUCGCAUUCCAUCAUGAAUCUUAGAGACUAGCAGUUGGUACUCAUGAUGGACCUAUCGCUAUUUAUGAUGUUCGAACUUCUGCAAAAUGGAAGAUAUUAGAAGGACAUUCAGGUAAUGUUACUUGUUUGAGUUUUGAUUCAAAAGGAAAUCUACUUGCAUCAUAUUCUGCAGUUGAUUUGACUUUAAGACUAUGGAAAGUUGGUAACACAGGUUUCUUCUCAACCAUAAUGGGAGGAACUGGAAAGAGUGCUAACACAAUCAUUCUUGAGCCAUUGAGAAAUAUUAAAAAUCCUCAUCACUUGUUGCAGAUGAAAAAGCAUCAAUCAGUUUAUUAACAAGACAUGAAAUCAAACAGCAAUUUACUAGAUGAUGCUCAAAUUUAAAAUCAAGCUUAGGGCAGUUCUUAGCAGUCUUCUGGCGGUAGUAAGAGAAUCAAUAAAUGCAGCAUCAAAUUUAUUUUGCCCAAGGAAAAACAUGUUGAACUUGUAAGGGAAGAUGGCGUCACUACUUCACAUAAGCUUGUUAAGUGA